UUUAACCCUAAUUUUUUUUUUAAGGAAAUUGAUAUUUCUUGCCGUGGUCAAAGAUUCUCUGGUUCAUCAAAGAGUAUCUUAAAGAAUAUGCUCAGAUUGAUAGGUCAACGGAGUUAUAAACAACCAUAAUUAUCUAAAAGGAAAUUCUGCCAUUUCAACGGAGCUAUGAGUUCCAUAGACAAUCAUUCAUCGCUUGCAGAAGAAUCUCUUCUUCAGGAUGAAGAGAUCAAGCAAUACACAGGAGAUGGCUCAGUUGACUUUAAAGGGAGGCCUGUUCUCAAGCAGAAUACAGGCAAUUGGAAAGCUUGUCCAUUUAUCUUAGGCAACGAGUGCUGUGAACGGUUAGCAUACUACGGCAUUGCGAAAAAUCUUGUUACUUAUCUCACCCGCAAACUACAUCAAGGAAAUGUAUCUGCUGCAAGAAAUGUCACCACUUGGCAAGGCACUUGUUAUCUUACACCACUCAUUGGAGCCAUUCUAGCUGAUUCUUAUUGGGGCCGAUACUGGACCAUUGCUGUUUUCUCCACUAUUUAUUUCAUUGGAAUGUGUACAUUAACUCUUUCUGCAUCUGUUCCGGCAUUGAAGCCUGCAGACUGUUUUGGUCCAGUGUGCCCUCCAGCUACUCCUGCACAAUAUGCUGCCUUUUUCGUUGGCCUCUACCUGAUUGCACUUGGCACCGGUGGUAUUAAACCGUGCGUGUCAUCUUUUGGAGCAGAUCAGUUUGAUGAUACGGAUCCCCAAGAAAGGAUUAAGAAAGGAUCCUUUUUCAACUGGUUUUACUUUUCUAUCAACAUUGGUGCCUUUGUAUCAAGCACUUUUAUUGUAUGGACUCAAGAAAAUGCAGGCUGGGGUAUCGGAUUUGGCAUUCCUGCUUUAUUUAUGGGAUUAGCUAUAGGAAGCUUCUUUUUAGGCACGCCCCUCUACAGAUUUCAAAAACCAGGGGGAAGCCCUAUUACAAGAAUGCUCCAAGUUGUUGCAGCAUCUUUUCGGAAGCGGCAACUGGUCGUCCCUGAGGAUAGUAGUCUCUUGUAUGAGACACCGGACAAGAGAUCUGCGAUUCUUGGAAGUAGAAAACUGGAACAUAGCGACGAGCUAAGGUGUCUCGACAGAGCAGCUAUAGUGUCUGACGCCGAGAGAAAAAGCGGUGACAAUUCUAAUUUAUGGAGACUUUGCACUGUGACACAGGUGGAGAAAUUGAAAACUUUGAUCCGAAUGUUUCCAAUUUGGGCUGCUGGAAUUGUUUUUAAUUCUGUUUAUGCCCAACUGUCCACAAUGUUUGUGGAACAAGGAACUAUGAUGGACACACAUAUCGGUUCCUUCAAAAUUCCUCCAGCUUCACUCUCGUGUUUUGAUGUAAUAAGUGUAAUUUUCUGGGUUCCUGUUUACGACAAAAUCAUAGUUCCCAUUGCAAGAAAAUUCACCGGCAAAGAAAGAGGCUUUUCAGAGUUGCAAAGAAUGGGAAUUGGCCUUUUUAUUUCAAUCUUUAGCAUGUUAGCAGCAGCUUUUGUGGAGAUUAAGCGUCUACAGCUUGCACGAGAGCUUGACCUUGUUGAUCAACCUGUCGCUGUACCUGCUGGCAUUGGAUAGGCCGGAACAAUCCAACCAUGGCGCCGCAACAUCUCCGAUAUCUUGAAUUCAUCGUACUGGUUUCUGUCCUUGAGAGAAAAUGCUACCAUAGGAACUCCAUUGUCUUUUGAAAGUAUGUUAAAGUAUCCAGUCUCUUCCAAGUGUUCCUUCAACACCAUUGCAUUUUCUCUGCAAUCCUCCAUUAUACUCCGGUAACCCUAGGAAGACAAAUAAAACGAAAAGUUAGUUCAUGUCUUGGGAAUGAUAAAAAUUGUAACUCAAACUAAAAUAUAUUUCUAAGGCUCACCUCUUGACCAAGACGAAUUAGUUGAUAAUAUUGAGCAAUUAUCUGACUUGAA
This is a messenger RNA of Vicia villosa (hairy vetch), 1925 nucleotides long. RefSeq names its product protein NRT1/ PTR FAMILY 8.3-like. Gene Ontology annotation, cellular component: plant-type vacuole membrane. The coding region runs from base 166 to 1587 and encodes 473 amino acids. The record is from RefSeq and is a predicted model, not a curated record. NCBI's taxonomy places the organism in Eukaryota, Viridiplantae, Streptophyta, Magnoliopsida, Fabales, Fabaceae. Gene Ontology annotation, molecular function: transmembrane transporter activity. Gene Ontology annotation, biological process: transmembrane transport; oligopeptide transport. The transcript has 6 exons.